Molecule: messenger RNA, 2380 nt
Organism: Polistes canadensis
Lineage: Eukaryota; Metazoa; Arthropoda; Insecta; Hymenoptera; Vespidae
Gene: Dd
Product: CTD nuclear envelope phosphatase 1 homolog
Exons: 5
Coding region: 464-1195 (243 amino acids)
Molecular function (GO): protein serine/threonine phosphatase activity
Source: RefSeq, a predicted model, not a curated record
AGAUAGAAAAAGAAGGAAUGCGUUUGAAGAAAAAAGUAUACAAGAUUGAAUAUUAGCGAGGAUUAUGCGCGGUGGUUAAGCGCAUGGAAAAAUUGGGUCGAUGUGGGAAAGAUGGCGGCAGCAAUGUUGUGCGCGUGAGAGAGAGAAUAAUACUGAUAGAUAGAUUUUUAAUGAAAAAAGUAGAAGAAAAGAUAAAGUAAUGGAAAUACCAUUGUCUACGUGUAAAGUGAAAUUUCCUAAUCGGAAGUUCGCAUAAUGUAUCGUAAUAUCUAUCUAAAAUAUAAUCAAGAUAAUUAGAAGAUAAGAGUUUGUUUACGAUAAAGUUUGUGACCACCGCAACGUGAAGCCAAGUGUGAAAGGGUAAAAAAAGGGUAGAGAAACGGAAUCGAAAAGAAAAGGAGAGAGAUUGACUGGUGAUUAAAUAGUUGCCGGACUUCGGCCCGGUGAUUAAAUAUCAGUAGAAAUGCUGAAACAAUUGCAGAUGGGAAUGAGAGCUUUUCUCUUGAUGGCUUCCCGCGUGUGGACAUGCGUCUGUUUUCUACUCAAGAAGCAGGUUAGAGCCAUUUCGCAAAUGCAGCCAGUUAAGUAUGAAAUCUUCCCAUUAUCUCCUUUAUCAAAGCAUAGACUUAGUAUAGUUAAGAGAAAAGUAUUAGUACUUGACUUAGAUGAGACCUUAAUUCAUUCUCAUCAUGACGGGGUGGCAAGGCCAACUGUUAGGCCUGGUACGCCUCCAGAUUUUGUUCUUAAAGUAACGAUAGAUCGACACCCUGUUCGAUUUUUUGUUCAUAAAAGGCCACACGUAGAUUUUUUCUUGGACAUUGUUAGUCAAUGGUACGAAUUAGUGAUUUUCACUGCAUCUAUGGAAAUUUAUGGUGCAGCUGUGGCAGAUAAAUUAGAUAACAAUCGAGGUAUUUUAAGGCGCAGAUAUUACAGACAACAUUGUACUCCAGAAAUGGGUUCCUAUACUAAGAAUCUUUCUGCCAUUUGUUCAGAUUUAGCUUCUGUCUUUAUUCUUGAUAAUAGUCCUGGAGCCUAUAGAGCUUAUCCACACAAUGCGAUACCUAUCAAAUCAUGGUUUAGCGAUGCAGGAGAUACUGCUUUAUUGAAUUUACUACCUGUUCUGGAUGCUCUACGCUUCACGCAAGAUGUGCGAUCAGUUCUUUCAAGAAAUUUACAAUUACAUAAUACUUGGUAGCAUAAUUUUAAUUGAUUGAUGUACUAGGCAUACUAGCAAUCAAUCGUGUAAUAAUUUAGUGUGUCUAGAUUAGGAUUAUUAUUGUUAUUGGUAAAUAGGAUGCAUAUUAGAAUGCUGUCCAGAUAAAUGAAAUGACGAACCCCUUACCCUGUCCUCAUUUUGUAUACUUGUUAUGCAAAAGAUAGUGAGUCUGUGUCUAAGGGAAUGGGAUGUUCAGCCAAUUACUAUAUCAGCACAAAAAUCUUCUAUAGAAUAAUUUUUGUAUACAAUUUGAUUCGUGAUUUAUCAAAUGAAAUAUCUGUUUUCUAAUUAUGCAUUUGCCAAAGAUGAUAAAUUGAGAAAAAAAUUUGUUAAAUUAUAUUUUACACAAAUUCUCUCUCUCUCUUUCUCUUUUGAAGGAGGAGGAAAUAUUGUUUUAUUUAAAUCUAUUUAAAUUUAAUUUUGGCAGGCAUGGCAAUGAAAUGAUUAUUUUGAAAUACUUCUAUUAUUGUACAUUAUCAAUCUAGAAUGUAGAAAAGAAACAUACUAAGUCAUACUUCAAAUAGACUUCGCUGUAACUCACUGUAUCAGUGAGGCAGCCGUCUGACUUGUGUCUAAUAUAAAGAAGUAUUAAAAAUAUUUAAAAAGAAACAUUUCCUUUGAUCAAAUUUUUGCUAAAGUUUGAGGACUUAAAACCAGUUGAAUUCAACAACCUGUGACAUUAAUAAAAUAAAUAAAUCAGCAAAAUAAUGAAAAUCUAUGCAUAUACAUGUAUACUCUGUCCGCUUGUCUAAUGAUCUAGAAUUAAUGAUGAAUAUUAUGUACAUAAUAGCAGUAAUUAGAAAACGAAUGUGUUUAUUAUGGAGUGGCUAGUGUGUGUGUAUGAAGAAUGUAAUUAAGUCAUUAAGAGUAUAAACUUUAUAUAAUAUUUAUUAUGAAUACAUAUAUAUACAUAUAUGUAUAUAUAUUAAGAUCGAUCAGUAAAUAAAAAAGAAAUAUUACAAUUGCAGAACAUGGCUUUGUUUUGGUCGUAUUUUGAAAAAGAGAAAAUAAAAUAAAAUAUACAAUGAGGAAAUAAAUAAAAAAAAGAAGAGAAGUAUUUAAAAUGAAGCAAUAAUUAGUUACUUUUUAUAGAUCUUUAUAUAUUUUUUUUAUUUAGUAAUUUAUAGAGAGAGAGAGAGAGAGAGAGAGAGAGAGAUACCUUAU